GCCGUUUCGUGAACAGGACACAAUACGCGGAAGCUGCCCGCAGCCAAAGAAGCAGUUGUGAAGCCAGUUUCAGGCAGCGUUCAAGCGGCGCGUUCUGCAAUGUUUUCUAACACUCCACAGUCAAGGUGUGUGUUUGUGUGUGGGUGAAGUCGUUGAAUAGAUGUGAGUGUGUGACGGUGUGACUUUGAUUGUAACUGUGACUGUGACGGUGUUGAUGUGAGAGUGCAAGAGUGUUUUCUGACCAAACAAAAGCAGCAACGAAACGAAACGCAAACGAACGCAAGCAACUUUCAAGUGGCAACAUUCAAGUGUUGCAAAUUAUACGCCAUACCCGAAAUUUGAGAAUUAUGCGCCAUUUCGAAAUGUAACAAGCGCGUCUUACACAAACACAACACACAGAUGUACACAUCGCAAGAGAGGGCGAGAGAGUCACAUUACAAAUGGAAAAUAAUAAUUUGGCUGCAAGUCAGAGUCGCAGCCAAUGUUAAUUAAAAGCGGCAUCCAAAGGCAACGAGCAGCAUUUAUGCUGCUGCCACAUACAACACGUUAUACUCGUAAAUCAAUCAAUUGACGCCAACAACAUCAACAACAACAACUACAAGAACAGCAGCAAGCGGCAGGCAACAACAUGUAGUAAGGCAAACAUGUUGCUUGCGCUUUAAGGACCACUUCAAUUCAAUACCGAGUACAAUGUCAAUGCCUAUUUACAUGGCGUAUGAAAAAUGGCCAUUUGUUUCCAAUCAAAUUGAAGCGAACGCGCACAGAAUGGACAACAUCAACGGACACAGCGAAAGCUCUGCAUCAACAAAGCGCAUGGAGAUGACUUAAAGCGGCUUAAAAGCGCACACACACAAAAAAACAUUGACAAAACGAAACGAAAAAUAAAAAAAAGUAAAAAUAAAUAAAACAAAAGCCACAUUGACAUAAAAUCCAACGGGCAGCCGGUCAACACUGCGUAUGCGUGAUUAAUUGCACUUUAAACACACAAACGAAAAGCGACACUCACAAACAGAAGAAAAUUUCAACAACAGCUCCAACAUGUUGCCCACAAAUGUGAUGACGUUCAUGAAGAAGAUGGUGGCCACCGAUGAGCAGACCAACGAGAGGCAACAGCAUGCAACAGAUUCGGGCGGCGGUGCCUCAAACACAGGCGCCUUGAACAAAAUGAAGGCAACGCUCUCCUCAUCGCUGCUAACCGUCACAGACAAAGUUAAUAAAAUGUCGCCACGCCCCUCGCUGGUGCCCACGGAUGCGGACACAAGCGGCAGCUAUGGCUCACCCAGCUAUCAACAGCAGCAGCAGCAACAGCAACAGCAGCAGCAGGAGUCCAGCAGCAACAACAAUAAUAACAAUACAGCAGGUGGUGGGGCAGGAGCUGCGGCAAAGCAAGAGCCAGGACGGAGGGCGGGCGCUUGCCGGGUGUGCCUGAAGUCCUUCAAGCCGGACGACUACCACAAGACGUGCUUCGAGUGCCAGCAGCGAGUGUGCGAGGAUUGCGCCAGCUACAGCAAACUGGAUGAGCACGAGGAUGCGAACAUGUGGCGCUGCAGCGUCUGUCGCCGCAAAAUGGCCUCACGCGUCUGCAUUCCACAGGAUUCGACAGACUCCACGCUGGACGUGCCCGUGCUGGAGGCGCUGCAGCGUCGUCACUCGGAUGCCAAGCUCGGCAGUAGUACACAAACCCUGGCGCCCAGCAAUGGCGCCGCUCUGGCGCCACCACGCAGUCCCGAGCUGCGUCGCCAUUCGGACGUUUCACCUGCAUCGCUCAAGGAGCUCGAACGUCAGCUGAAAGGAGGUCGCAGCAUGGCGCCCAGUCGCUCCAACAGUCCACCGCGUGGCAGCGAACUGGAGCCCGCAUUCGGUGCGCCGCUCUCCCGCAUGCAAUCGCGCCGUGGCUCACGUGUCUCACGGCAGCACAGCUACGACGAUGACAUGAAGACUGGUGGCGUCGGUGGGAGUAUGGGCGGCGGUGGUCCGGCCUUGGGCAUGGCUGCCGAUGGCUCGGGUCUGGGCAUACCCGCCAUGCCACGCAGAAAAUCGGCCUAUGAUGUUUUUGCGCCUGGUCUGAUGCAAGGUGCGGCCGCCGCAGCCGCCGCACAGCAACUGCAACGUUCGCCAGGCGAAGGAGGUGGCGGGGGCGCUGGCAUCAUGCCACCUGUGCAGCUGCCAGGUUCGCGAAGACCCUCGUUCCGAGUGCCGCAUGCCUCUGAGGAGCUGCAGAACGACGAGUCACCCGGCUCGCCAGACAAAGGCAGCCCUGUGCUCACCGUGGACGAUGAUCGACGCAUGCGGCGACGUGGCUCACAGCUGCCGGAUAUUGCGGCAUUGCAGAAUCGUGGCGCGUUGCCAACGGGACUCGCGGCCUCGAUACCGCCGCCAAUGGCCGCGUUUACGGGUCCCAAUCUAGAAGAUUUGGAAGCGCCACGACGACAAACGUCCAUGGAUGGCGAAGCCAUACGCAUUGUAAUACACGACGUGGAUUCGGGGCCGAUUUGUGCAUCAAAGCGACGCAUUAUUCUGCGACGGGAUCCCACGGACAAGGCACACCGCACACGAGGCUUUGGCAUGCGAGUUGUUGGCGGCAAAACCGGAGCGGAUGGGCGACUCUUUGCCUACAUUGUCUGGACUGUGCCUGGCGGGCCGGCCGAAAAGAAUGGCCUACAGCAGGGCGACAAGAUACUCGAGUGGAAUGGCAUGUCGCUGAUCGAUCGCAGCUUCGAGGAAGUCUGCUCCAUUAUGGACCGCACCGGAGACAUUGUCGAGCUGCUCGUCGAGCAUGCCACCGACUUUCGCAUGUGCGAUCUCUUCGAUGAGAAUCUGCCGCCUGGCAAUAGUGGCGGUCAAAGUGGACCACGACGUUCGGGAGAUGGUCCUGUGGGACUGGGACUUAUAGCGGACCCCGAAACCAUCACAGACAAAUCACCAGCAUCGCCAACUAGACGGAAAUUACCAAAAACUCCGGAGCAAAUCGCACGCGAGAAAAUGGUCAGUGGACGUGUUCAGAUUCAGGUUUGGUAUCACGCCGAACGCAACGAACUGGUCGUCUCCCUGAUGGCUGGCGAUGAUCUGGCACUUCGCGACGAGGCCUACGGACAUGGCAAUCUGCCCGAGGCGUAUGCCAAAGUACGCAUACUACCCAAAUGUGGCGAUGGCAGCGUACAGCAGACAGAGGUUAGUCGCCCCACUCAAAAUCCCAUUUGGAAUGCGACAUUGACGUUCGCGCAUGUGAAGGCCGACAGCCUGAUGGAUCGCUACAUUGACAUCCAGCUGUGGGAUCUGGUGCCGCACACCGAGUCCAUAUUCCUGGGGGAGUGCAACAUUGAGCUGCAGCAGGCGUUCCUCGACGACCAGGCCAUCUGGUGCCGUCUGGAGGAUCCCAAGGGGCUGCGCGGCAUCAGCAUCAGCAAGUCGCCCAGUGUGUCGCCACGUGGCUCCAUUGCAGCCGGCGCUGGUGCGCCAUGUGGCGAUGUCACACGGCUGCUGCGACGCGACUACAAUAUGCAGCGUUCAAUUUCGGAUGAGGUGGAUUCGAUUGGCGAUGGGGCGUCGUUGCUGCAUCCGGAUCAUGCAUGGAUUGCGGGAUCGCGACGAGGCUCAUCGCAGUCGGAAACGAUGGAGGUGGAGGUGUAUCAGCUGGGUAAGGACUUCUCGCGCUCAUUGCCUGGUUCGCGUCGCUCGAGCUUCCAGGAUGCCGAGAAGAAUCGACUCGAGGAGGAUGCGAUGGCCACGCCGCCCACCUCGUAUUUGGUGGGACGCCGUCGCUCCUCGGUGGCGCGACGCGAUCCGGAUGAGAUCUUGAAGUCCUUAAAAGCUGUGCGCGGCGAACUAGGACGCACCAUGAGCCUCGGCACCGAGCAGCACAAACGCAUGGGUUCCCGACGUGCCAGUCGAGUGGGACUUCCGAGUGGCCCCAACAGUCGCAAGAGCUCCAUACUGGAUCUCUCGCAGCAACAGCAAUUGCAACUGCAGCAGUUGCAGCUGCAGCAGCAAUUGCAACAGCAUCAAUUGCCCCCAGGCAUUGGCACAACGGACACCAGUCCCCCGUCCGAUGAUGAAGACAAACGCUUUCGUCCACGCUGGAAGGGCUCAGGCACCCAGCUGCCCCCUCAGAGCGCCAAACAGGCGUUGUCCCGACUCAAGCAAGCGGCCUCCGUCUCGAAUGUGGCGCAAGAGAGGCAAAGUCAGCUGCUGGGCAGCAAUCUGGGCGAUGGCGGCCACACACAGCAGACGAUGCGCAAAGGCAGCAUGGUUAACCUGCGUGGCCAGGACACUUUGACAGCCGGCCAGCUGCAGCAGCAGCAACGCAAGAGCAGCAUGUUCCAGCUGGGCGACACACAGCCGCAAUCGCAGUCGCCACUGCUGCAGCGCAAGGGCAGCAUGUAUGUGGCAUCGUCGACACACGACACGCCUCCUUUGGGUACGCCCACUCGCAAGGGGAGCGUCUAUCAGCGACCCAGCGUCGACAGCAGCAUCAACGAUAGCCCCCAGCGCAAGGGCAGCAUUUAUCAGCGCACAAGCACGGACAGCAACGAGAGUCCACAGCGGAAGCAGAGCGUGGUCAAGACUCUCAGCGGCAGCUAUGUCAACGUCUCGGCCAUUACGGGCAGCGAGUCGAGCUAUGGCCUGAAGCUGGGACCCUCCCAGAUCCAUCCGAAGGGCUAUCGCCUGACCACCGCACGCUACGGGGAGCUCAAAAUGGGCUUUGUCAAAAUCAAAGGCAAUGUCGAGGUGGAGCUGAUUUGUGCCCGCAACAUAGUGAAUGCGGACUGUGAGACGCCACCAGAUACGUAUGUGAAGUGCUACAUCAAGGAUGGGGAUCGACUGCGUCACAAGAAGAAGACGCGCGUGGUGCGGCAUGCGGCAGAGCCCUUCUACAAGCAGACCAUCAAGUACCAGAGCUCUGAUGUGUUUGGCCGGAAUAUUGUCAUCAUGGUGUGGCAGAGAUGCGUGGGCUUUGAGCACAAUCAGGGACUUGGUGGCACCGAGGUGAACCUGGACAAGGUGAACAUUGGACAGCAUAUUAAUGGAUGGUAUCCGCUUUUCCCCAUGCACAGCUAUGGCGGCUCCGAUUCGGAUAAUUCUCCUUGACCGAACACGCAAAUCCGAUUCCGAUUGCGAAUGCGUCGUCCGACAACAAAAACAAUAAUUCAAAUGAAAUGCAUAACACCAAUAUUAAAUAAUAAUAUUUAUAACGAUAUGCGAAUACCACUUACAACUUAAAGCUCAAUUUGUUAGUUCAUAAGUUUUGUUUACUCCUUCGCCCCCUUACAUAGUUAUAUACAUAGUUCAAAGAGCUUGACAGUUAUAGAAGAGUUUACAAGAAGAUGUGUGCGACCCGUGAGAGCUUUGUUUGAGUAAGUUAGAUACAGUUAGGAAGUUGGAGAGAGCACAAUAAUAAUGAAAAAUUGAGAGUACCAGAAAGAUAAUAUACAAUAUAAAUAUAUAUAUUUUUGCUUGUUGUUGUCGUUGUUGUGUUUAACGCUUAUCGUUGUCGUUGAUGAAGUUGAUGUUGAUGUGUUGUUGUUGUGUUUGUACUAGGAAAGAGAAAGUCGAAAGCGAGGCAACGAAAUGACAGUUAAACAAUUAAAUAGUUCCAACUAUAUAGUACACUACCCGAAACAAAACAUAUAGUAUAUUUACCGUUACGUAUAUCUGUUAGCCAAAUGUUGCGCAAAUUAACCCAAAACACUAAAUAAACUUUAUCAGGUAGCACAGAAAUAGAAACCCACAAAAGGUUUCACCAGCCCCCAGCUAAACUUUUCUGUCAGUGUACAAAAACGAAUACCGAAAUGGAAUAUGAAAAUGUAUAUCAAAAAACGAAACUUAAUUAAUAUGACAAUCUUCUUCAAUGUAUGCGUCUGUGUGCAUGUAUGUAUGUGUGCAUGUGUGUGUGAGUGUGUGAGUGCGACUAAAGUGUGAUUAAGACGAAUUUACUGUAGUCAUUUUUUGGAAAGCGCAACACAACACUUAAAACUUUUAGCUUCCCUUUAGCCAACCGCCCUGCCCCUAGACAUAUUUCAAAAUUCUGAUUCAGCUUCGAAAUUUUGACUUUCAACAGGACAAUCUCUUGUAAUGGAAAACCCCGAAAAACAAAAAAUAAGAAAAACACACGAAAACCAAAAAACAAGUUUCAACUCGGAGUUUCAAACUUGUGAAUAAGACGAAAAUAAAAAUACAAUGAAUACAACGUUUUUGAAAAACAAAAGAAUCAAACAAAAUUGCUAAAAAAUACUUACUAUACAUAUUUAAAUUGUACUUGUGUCAUACUUAUUAUAAACGCAAAACUAGAGUACUUUUUAAGACAAAAAAUCUUUUUACUGCGAGCUCGCUUAACUGUUUCUACUACUACACUUUGCAACGACUUUUUAUCGUUAGUUAGCGAUGAUGGAUUUCAAGCCAACUAUCAAAAUUCUACUUCCCAGGUUAAUCUUAGAUGUUGCUUACUCUAAAAAAAAAAACAAAAGAGACUAGUUAAGAACUAAUUCAUUAAUUCAUUAUCAUUGU
Molecule: messenger RNA, 6504 nt
Organism: Drosophila albomicans
Lineage: Eukaryota; Metazoa; Arthropoda; Insecta; Diptera; Drosophilidae
Gene: Fife
Product: regulating synaptic membrane exocytosis protein 1
Exons: 16
Coding region: 1039-5088 (1349 amino acids)
Biological process (GO): positive regulation of synaptic transmission; regulation of membrane potential; calcium ion-regulated exocytosis of neurotransmitter
Cellular component (GO): presynaptic membrane; cytoskeleton of presynaptic active zone
Molecular function (GO): small GTPase binding; transmembrane transporter binding
Source: RefSeq, a predicted model, not a curated record